AUGAGCGUGGCGGGGAAGCAGCCGCCUCCCGCACCGCUUGAGCGCCCCGGCAGCCUCCUCGUCCCCACCUGGACUAAAACUGGUAUUGCUUUGUUGUAUGAUGAAGUAUCUGAAAAUGCUCAUGACAUCCGGCUGAAGCUCACAAAAGAGGUAUUAACAAUUCAAAAACAAGAUGUCGUCUGUGUUAGUGGAAGUGAUCACAGUGCAAAUCACAGAACUGUUACACUUCAUAGACAACCAGUUGGUGGCUUGGGCUUAAGCAUAAAGGGUGGUGCUGAGCACAAAGUGCCUGUCGUCAUAUCAAAAAUGUUUAAAGACCAAGCAGCUGACCAAACUGGAAUGUUAUUUAUAGGAGAUGCAAUAAUACAGGUUAAUGGUAUUAACGUAGAAAAUGCUACCCAUGAAGAAGUGGUACACCUACUGCGAAAUGCUGGUGAUGAAGUUACCAUUACUGUUCAGUACUUCAGAGAAGCUCCAUCAUUUUUAAAGCUCCCAUUAGGUUCCCCUGGACCAUCCAGUGAUCACAGUAGUGGAGCUUCAUCCCCCCUCUUUGACAGUGGCUUGCAUUUGAAUGGGAACUCGGCUAACACUGCUCCAUCAUCACCUUCUUCGCCCAUAGCUAAUGAACCAAAAUACGAAAAGCGCUGGCUAGACACCUUAUCAGUUCCUUUGUCAAUGGCUCGAAUCUCGAGGUACAAAACUGGAACAGAUAAAUUGAGAUCUAAUGCAUUUGAAGUGCUGGCACUCGAUGGAGUUAGUACUGGGAUACUUCAGUUUUAUACAGCCCAGGAGAGUGCUGACUGGCUGAGAGCAAUAUCAACUAACAUCAGUGAUUUGACACUGCAAAAUAUGAAAAUGGCAAAUAAAUGUUCUUCUCCCUCAGACCAGGUCAUUCAUAUGGGAUGGGUGCAUGAGAGACUUGAAGGAACUGAUUCAUCUCAGCUCUACAAAUUCAAGUUUCUAGCACUGAGGGGUUCAUCCUUCUACAUUUUCAGUACUCCACCGGUAAGCACACUAGACUGGGUACGAGCUGAAAAAAUGUAUAACCUCUGUGAGGUUCUAUUUAAAAUUCACAAGAUGAAGAAUCACAUACUGAAACAUAUCUUUCAGCUCUGGCUUGCUGAUGAUUGUUGGCUACAAGCAAACUUGUAUUUUGGUAUUCAUCAGGACUUCGAUUUUGAAGACCACAGGCCCUAUUGUUUCAGUGUUAUGGUUGGACAUGGCAAGAGUCAUUGUUUCAAUGUAGAGCUGGGCAGCGAGUUGGCAGUUUGGGAGAAAUCAUUUCAAAGAGCAAUUUUCUUGGAAGUUCAAAGAUCUGGGUCUAAAACGUAUAUGUGCAGUUGGCAAGGGGAUACUCUGUGUUUCACAGUUGACUUUGCUCUGGGAUUUACCUGUUUUGACAGUAAAACAAAGAACGUUCUGUGGAGGUUUAAAUUCUCUCAGCUGAAAGGCUCUUCAGAUGAUGGGAAAACAAAAGUAAAGCUGCUUUUUCAGAAUCCAGACACCAAACAAAUAGAAACAAAGGAACUUGAAUUUCAGGAUCUGACAGCAGUUUUACAUUGUAUUCACUCCUUUAUAGCUGCAAAAGUGGCAUCUGUGGAUCCAGUAUUCAUAGACAGCCAGAGUAUUGCGAGAAAAUAUAUGUACAGUAACUGA
Molecule: messenger RNA, 1656 nt
Organism: Centrocercus urophasianus (Greater sage-grouse)
Lineage: Eukaryota; Metazoa; Chordata; Aves; Galliformes; Phasianidae
Gene: SNTG2
Product: syntrophin gamma 2
Exons: 17
Coding region: 1-1656 (551 amino acids)
Cellular component (GO): intracellular anatomical structure; dystrophin-associated glycoprotein complex
Molecular function (GO): protein binding; structural molecule activity
Source: RefSeq, a predicted model, not a curated record